Messenger RNA from Carassius carassius (crucian carp), 4990 nucleotides. RefSeq names its product zinc finger E-box-binding homeobox 1-like. NCBI's taxonomy places the organism in Eukaryota, Metazoa, Chordata, Actinopteri, Cypriniformes, Cyprinidae. Gene Ontology annotation, biological process: regulation of transcription by RNA polymerase II; anatomical structure development. Gene Ontology annotation, molecular function: RNA polymerase II cis-regulatory region sequence-specific DNA binding; DNA-binding transcription factor activity, RNA polymerase II-specific. The record is from RefSeq and is a predicted model, not a curated record. Bases 324 to 3929 code for a protein of 1201 amino acids. The transcript is spliced from 10 exons.
UUGAGGUCGCUUUCUCUUUAAAAAACCUUUCCGGUAAUCCUGUAACGUUAAUUUUGUCCGCCGUUCAGUUAUGAGCACCGAGCUACCUUUUCCUGUGCGUGCGUGUGACAACGAGCGCGGAUCCGCUUGCGACGUAAUACGCUCAGGAGCCGUCAACGUGUUUACCUGAACGGUGAGGAGACAACGGAGCGAGCCAAUGUCCUCUUUUACCGUUCAUCGCACUCCUCGCGUGUCCGGAGCCGUGAUUGCACAGGCGGUGGAGGGGAAUCGGUGUGUAAAACGCGAUCUGCCCGAGCGAAGCGCGAGAGAGGCGCCCAGCACAAAUGGCAACUUGUGCAGUGAGGAGUUUUAGCAGUGUGCCAGAGGCAACCUCAGAUUCAGAUGAUGAAGACAAACUGCACAUUGCAGAGGAGAACAGUAUUGCUGACGAUCCCGACCAAAAGUCCUCAGUAUUCCAGCUCGAAGCAGCACAGCAGCUCUCUGAAACAUGCACACAGAAUGAUGGCAGCCUGGGGCCAGAUACUUUAAUAGAAGAAAUAAGGGUCAAAGAGGAGUGUGUCACUGAUGAGGAAGAGGGUGCUGAUGAUGAAGUGGACGAUGAGGAAAAGCAGUUGGAAACGGAGCACGUUUACUCAGACGUCCCAGAGGAGCCUCAGAGAACGCCAGAGCGAGGGGUCCACGAUGAGAACGGUACUCCUGACGCAUUCCCGCAGCUGCACACCUGUCCGCACUGUUCCCGCGGUUACAAGCGUCACACAUCGCUGAAGGAGCACAUUAAACUACGCCAUGAGAAGAGUGAGGACAACUACUGCUGCUCCCUCUGUAGCUACACCUUCACCUACCGCACGCAGCUCGUCCGUCACAUGACCGCACACAGACACAUCCGGGAGCAGCGGACUAUUACUCAGUCAGGCGGAAACAGAAAGUUCAAGUGUACAGAAUGCUCCAAGGCUUUCAAAUACAAACAUCACCUAAAGGAGCACCUACGCAUACACAGUGGUGAGAAGCCCUAUGAGUGCUCUAAUUGUCAGAAGCGUUUCUCACACUCGGGGUCCUACAGCUCUCACAUCAGCAGUAAGAAGUGUGCGAGUGUGACCCCUGCGGUCAAUGGCCUUCCUCGCACACCUGGAGUGAAAACGGCUCUUACUGUUUCUCGCCCCACACACAUCCUUCUAAGGGAGAAGACGGACAUUACCAACAAGCCUCUACAAGAGCAGCUCCCCCUGAAACAGAUCAAACAGGAGCCUGUCGAGCAGCAACCUAAACCUGCGCCAGCAACACCCAUGAUAGCUGCCGCCACUACCAAUGGAGUCGUGGCUCCACAAGGCGUUGUCCAGACACUGGUCCUGCCCACUGUUGGGCUUGUCCAGCCAAUCAGCAUCAACCUUAGCGACUUACAAAAUGCGCUUAAUGCAGCAAUGGAAGGGAAUGUUAUUAGGCAGGUGUUGACUAGCACCAAUGCAAACGGAACAAACGCUAAAAUCGUAGGUCAAGUGCCGGCGCAGGCGCAAGCUGUCGUGUUGCAACCGCAGCAGGCGCAGCCGCAGGUGAUCUCUGCCAUCUCUCUGCCGGUUGUGGGACAAGACGGAAAUGCCAAAAUUAUCAUCAACUACAACCCCCAGCUGGAUUCACAACUCAAGGCAUUAAAAGUGAACACAACACAGCCCACAGCAACACAAACCAGUAUGGCGCAGGCAAAAUCUACAGUGUCCGACAUCGUACAGCCAAACGUGGUGCAGUUUCAGUCAGUGCAGUCCAACUCGACUGAAACCCAAACAUCAUGUACCCCGAAACCUACACAGGUAAACAUCAUUAAACCAGUCCAAGCUGGAAACCUCAGCAAACCGGCGUCUAUCAUCAAAAUAACGCCUGCACAGGCUGCCAGGCUGGUUCAAAUGCGGGCGGCACAACCAAAGCUCAGCCAGCAAACUUUACUGCUGGUGAGAAGGGCAGAUGGGACACAGAGCCUCGUGGUUCGACAGAUACCUGUCACCAAUUCCAACACGCAGAGCACUGAGACUAAAUCAUCCCCGGAGAAGACUACAAACACUCCUCCAGCGGAAGAGGAGACGACUGAAAAUACAGGUUCGCUGGAGGAUAAAUGUGAAAAACAAAACCUGACAGCACCACCAGAAAUCAAAAUUAAAACCGAACCGGCCUCUCCGUCUAAGAUCGAGCCCGAAAUGCAGAGUGAGGAUGACAAAGAGAUGCAGACAGAUGAAAAUAAAGAAGGAGGGAAACAAACAACAGUGACAACUGAGCCAGUCGUACACUCUGGAACGGUUCACUGUGGAGUCACCUGUGGAGAUAACUUCCACAAUUACGCAACGUGUCUGCUUUGUGACAGCUCCCUGGGCAAGCGUAUGCCUUCGGACUGUGAAGACAGUGAUGCCAAAGGGUCGCCCACAACUAUAUCUCUCUCCUCUCUACUGGAUAAGGAUAAGAGUGGAGCGGCAGAACGCCUCCUUCCUCUUCUGAAGGCCUACAGUCAGAACCCAGAGCCUAGCGAGGAGCAGCUGUCUCAGGUUGCUAAGACAGUCAGGUUACCUCUAGAGGCGGUCAUCAAGUGGUACCAGAAGAUGCGCUCCAAGAGGAUACUGCUCCAGGCUGCAGGCAACCUGAAAGAAAACAACCAAGAGAAAACUACACCAUCUGCUGUGCCUGAAGGAAUGAGCCCUACUCAAGACACCUGCACUCCCACUCAAUCCCUUGAUGGCACCUCUGCGGACUCCCAAAAUGGAAGCGCCGCUUCACCCGCCUCCCCUCCAGCCAGCGUCUCCACCGAUGACCUCGUCAUUGUAAAGACCGAAGACAUGGAGGAGGAACUGCAGUGUGAACCGCUGGAUCUCUCGCUUCCAAAGUCCAGCUCCACUCAAGCCAGCACCACAACUAAGCUGCCGGUCUCCACCCAAAAGGAACCACUUAACCUCACCUGCCUCAAGAAGCAACCGCUGCCAGGCAACACCAUCUAUGUGACGCAGGCCGGCACGGGUCCACUAAACAUUGUGACAACUACAUUGCCAACACUGGUUGCCAUAGCAGAGCCAGGAGGUGUUUCGUGCAUUGGCACAGCAAUAUCCGGUAACAAACGAACCAUCCUCAUCCCUCAGCUCACCUACACCUACACCACCAACCCCAGCGUCAAAACACCUGACAACUCCCUGACAGACACAAAGGGGACCGUGAUCCUCAACAGCUGUACGAAGGUGGUGGACACCGCUUCGGACUGCGUGUCAGAAGACCAGAAUGAUGAAGACUCACCUCUAAUGAAGAAGAAGAGGAAGACCGUCGGUGGCCAGUACGCCUGCGAUCUGUGUGACAAAGUCUUCCAGAAGAGCAGCUCACUGCUGCGACACAAGUAUGAACACACAGGUAAGCGGCCUCACGAGUGCGCCAUCUGUAAUAAAGCUUUCAAACACAAGCACCACCUGAUCGAGCACACGCGACUACACUCCGGAGAGAAGCCCUACCAGUGUGACAAGUGCGGGAAACGCUUCUCUCACUCAGGCUCUUAUUCUCAGCACAUGAACCACCGGUACUCCUACUGCAAGAGAGACACUCAUGAGCUGCCGGAGCAGGUCAGCACCUCCACUCCUCCCUCUCAGCUCGACUCGGACGAGAGAGAGAGCGACGGAGAGGAGGAAGAGGGUUUGACCGCUCUGGACAUGAGCGAUAUCAGAGUGGUGCGAGUGGGAGAGGAAUACGAGGAUGAGGAGGAGAGCUGUGAAGAGGAAGAGCAGGACCAAGGACGUGAGGAGCAAGAAACAGAGGAAGGAGGAAUGGUGAUGGAGGUGGAUCUCGGAGAUACUGACACUUUGGAGGAAGAAAACGUUGAAACGGAAGAUGCUAUGGAGACGGAGGAGUCAAAGGAAGAGGAAGCAGUUCUCACAAAUAAGGAAGACAACACAGAGAUGGCAACUGAGGACUGAAGGGUGAACGCUCUUUUUCCUGUCACUCAUGUGCGACUAAUGAAAGAGGUGACGAGCUCUUCAUCUUAAUCUUACAGUCGUCAGUUGCUAUGAAAACUGUGUCUCAGCUCUUUACUGUGUAUAAAACCCAGGUGUGCCUGAUUUACAAAACAAUAUUUCCUUGUUUUAAAAAAAAGAAAGAAAAAAAAAAGAGAGAGAGAAACCGAAACUCCAACUCAACUAGACUUCGCAGGACUUCAAAGUUUCAGUUGUUUGGCUUUGUUCCGUUACCGAGCCGCUGAAUUAUUGGUAGGUCGAAUUAUCAGUGUUCACGUGUUUUUGUUGCUCUGUACAGUCAGAUUUCUAUACCUUUAUAUUUGCCAAUGAAGUUUACGAAAAUCAGUAUUUUAAAGUUUUGAGAAACAAAACUAAAUUCUGCACUGCAGGUAUAACUGGUUUACUUACGGGGGUGAUUCUCAUGAAAACUGUCAAGAAGGGUCAUAUUUCACUUGAGAAAAAAAAAAGAACAUUUUUAUUUUGCAUGAAGACAAUGAAGCCUAUUUUUAAAACCAUCACAGAUAUUUUUUAACGAAAAAUUUUUAUUGUCUGAAGCAUUUAAGAACACCUGCAAAUAAGCACUGAUUUUAAUUUAUGCCAUAAAAUGUUUUAUUGAUGCUUAUUUAAAAUUUAUAUAUAUCUAUAUAGUGUCCAAAUAGAAUGGUUUUUAUUCCUGUGUUACAGUAUUAAAUCAACUUAAUUGUGAAAAUGCUCAAUCCUUAAAGUAGACUAUUUUCUUAAUGCAAAAUAAAAUAUUUUUCAACUCCAUUUUUUUUUUGGGUGAAAUAUGACCUGGACAUUUCUUUGUGAGAUUAACCACAGAUACUUAAUGCCUCAAGUUUAAGAUACCAUUCAGUAUUUUUUCUUGUUAAUCAGGCAAGAUUUUGGUAGCAUUGCCUCAUUUCCCCAUCUGAUUGUUUAUCUGCCUUAUGAAGGAAAUUAAAUUGCACUUCACUAUUAAGAGCUCAUUUAUAAAAAGAAGAAAAAUGAGUUAAUUAUGGUAAUAUUCAUAGGAAUGCUUAUCA